GCAGCAGCACCAGAGUCAGUCCAGUCUGAAUGUGCCACUCCGUACAGACGGGCGAUUCCUCAUCUCGCUUUUCUUUCUCUCUUCAGUCCAGGAUGGCAAAAUAGCGCGGUGAAGGCGGAGAUAUCAGCAUCUGCGUAUAUGGGAGCCUGUUAUUGCAUCUAAGUUUAGUUUAGACUAGAGUUCAACACUCUAGACGCACGCUUAUAAGUGAAAAAAAUAUAUAAUAACAAUAAUGAAAGCGAAGCGAUCAGAGAUGUGGAGAGUCGGUGUCCUGCUGCUGUUCACCGGCUGCGUGUGCGCGAGUGUGCCGGAGGAACCAGCGGACAGAACGUCUCCAUCUGACGGCUACUGCAGCUGGAUAACGCGGGCACAACCGCACGGAGCCGGAGGCAGGAGAGAGAGCACCAGUGAAUUCAGGCUGAGAGUGGAAGGAGACCCGGAGCAUUAUCAGCCGGGCAGCACUUAUCGAGUUACCCUGUAUGCAACCAACCCUGCGUACUUCAGAGGCUUUACACUUAUUGCACUGAAGGAAGGGCACAAUGGUGACCAAGAGGAGGACUAUGCUGGAAAUUUCCAGAUAAUCGAUGAUGAAGACACACAAUUUAUGACAAGCUGCCCACCCGCAGUGACAGAAAGCACUCCACGCAGGAGGACAAGGAUACAGGUGUUCUGGACUGCGCCUCCAUCAGGCCAUGGCUGUGUACUGCUAAAGGCUAGUAUUGUUCAGAGGAAGAUCAUCUCAUUCCAGGAUGAAGGCUCACUCACGAAGCGCAUGUGUGAGAAAGAAUCGCUAUAUGGAGAAACCACAGACAAACCCCUGCUGGACUGCUGCGCCUGUGGAACUGCCAAAUACAGAGUCACCUUCUAUGGCAACUGGUCAGAGAAAUUGCACCCAAAAGACUACCCAAGGAGAGCCAAUCACUGGUCAGCCCUCAUUGGAGCUUCCCAUUCGAAGAACUAUAUAUUGUGGGAGUAUGGAGGUUAUGCUAGUGAAGGGGUGAAGCAGGUUGCUGAACUGGGCUCACCUGUCAAGAUGGAGGAGGAGAUCCGUCAGAAGGGUGAUGAGGUCUUGACCGUUAUAAAAAUGAAAGCACAAUGGCCGGCGUGGCAACCCCUCAAUGUUCGAGCAGCUCCAUCAGCUGAGUUCUCAGUGGACCGCACACGUCACCUGAUGUCCUUUUUAACCAUGCUUGGUCCCAGUCCUGACUGGAACGUGGGUCUGUCAUCCGAGGACCUCUGCACCAGAGAGUGUGGCUGGGUCCAGAAGGUGGUUCAGGACCUCAUCCCAUGGGAUGCGGGAACCGACAGCGGGGUGUCUUAUGAGUCUCCCAACAAGCCUACAGCACCUCAGGAGAAAAUCCGUCCCCUCACGAGUUUAGAUCAUCCACAAAGCCCUUUCUAUGACCCGGAGGGUGGUGCAAUUACUCCUGUGGCCAGGCUUGUUGUGGAGAGAAUUGCCCGAAAGGGUGAGCAGUGCAACAUUGUGCCUGAUAAUGUGGACGACAUUGUGGCUGACAUUGCCCAGGAGGAAAAAGAAGAAGAUGACACUCCAGAGACGUGUAUCUACUCCAACUGGUCUCCAUGGUCUGCGUGUAGCUCCUCGACAUGUGAGAAGGGGAAAAGGAUGAGGCAGAGGAUGCUGAAGGCGCAGCUGGAUCUCAGUGUGCCCUGUCCACAUACACAAGACUUUGAGCCCUGCAUGGGGCCCGGCUGCAGUGAUGAAGAUUCGUCCACAUGUAUGAUGUCAGAAUGGAUCACGUGGUCACCAUGCAGUGUAUCAUGUGGCUCAGGCUUGCGUUCUAGAGAGCGCUAUGUAAAGCAGUUUCCUGAUGAUGGCUUUUCUUGCACUCACCCCACUGAAGAGACAGAACCCUGCACUGUAAAUGAGGAAUGCUCUCCUAGCAGCUGUCUGGUUACAGAAUGGGGUGAAUGGGAUGCAUGCAGCGCCACCUGUGGGCUUGGCAUGAAAAGACGAGAGCGAAUGGUGAAAAUGCCUCCAUCUGAUGGCUCCAUUUGUGGGGCUGAAGUGGUGGAAGUGGAGAAGUGUAUGAUGCCAGAAUGCCAUACAAUCCCGUGUUUACUGUCUCUGUGGUCAGACUGGAGUGACUGCAGUGUAACGUGUGGUAAAGGCACAAGGAUACGUCAGCGGAUGCUCAAAUCAGCAGCAGAGUUGGGGGAAUGCAAUGAGGAGCUGGAACAGUUGGAAAAAUGCAUGUUGCCAGAAUGUCCAAUGGACUGUAUAAUGUCAGAGUGGUCUGAAUGGUCAGAGUGCAGCAAGUCCUGUGGAAAGGGUCACUUGCUCCGUACACGCAUGAUCACUCUGGAGCCUCAGUUUGGAGGAGAUCCGUGCCCUGAGGUCACACAGAGAAAAACAUGCAAGAUAAAGAAGUGUAAUCAAGGGGCUGGAAACAACGAUGAGAGGAAGAGACGCAAAGAAGACCGCAAGAAGAGGAGGAACAAACAGGCAGGAGAAGAAACUGCAGAUGAGCUUGCAGGAUGCAAAAUGAAGUCGUGGUCUGGAUGGACUGACUGUACCAAAGUGUGCGGAGGAGGCAUCCAGGAGCGGCUCAUGACAGCCAAGAAGAGAUUUAAGAACGCACAACUAACUAGCUGUAAAGACCGAAAGGAGAUUCGCGCCUGCAAUGUCCAUCCCUGCUAGGGCUGUACUGCAUGGGCUUGUGGGACGGGACCCAGUCUAAAUUAUGAACAGACUGUGACACACUGUUUUGCAGUAAUUUAAAGCACUCUGUCCAGUGAUUGGAAAGCUGCAACAGGUAGUCUGUUAUUUUUACUUUUUUUUAUAGAAUUUAUAGCGACCCAGGCCUGUAAAUGGAUGGGAAAGGAUGGAGGAGGGUGCUUAGAGUUGCAAUGUGCUGUACAAAUUCAGAUGUAUUAAUAUGCAUUAAUAUUUGAGAGUAACAGCCCUUUGAAAAGCUUUGAAGAGGGGAGUUACUUUUGAAGAUUGAUUUUUCACAAGCAGGACCGUGGCAUAUUAAACAUUAAUGUGUUUUGACAGGAAAUGCAAAACAAAUUUCUCCUUUUAUACUCUGUGAUCCAAACACACACACACACACACGCACACACACACACACACACACACACACACACACACACACACACACACACGUUCAGAAAUUAUAAUUUUCUCAAAAGGAAUGACACAAGGUCACAAGAGUCAAAGACUUCAAAGAGUUAUUUACUUUCUUUUUUGCUAUUUAUGACAUGAACAGGUCAGAGACAGAAAAACUGAUGUUCACAGUCACUCUGUAAUCAAAUAAUCAGAAGAACUACAUUUAGAUGCAUGCAAACUGCCUAUUUAAAAGUUUUGAAAUGCAAUGUUAAAAUGACCAUAUAUGUCCAGGGUUUUAUUGGUGUACUGUAUAUUGAGCCUGGUCUUGUUAGAACUUAGGUAUUAGUAUACAUUUGCUAAAAAAUAUUUAUACUUUUUUGUACAUUUGAAAAGAUAUUAGAAUGUACGAUAUAGGUACACUGACAGAAAAAUAUAUAUAUAAAUAAAUGCAUAAAGAAAGAAAGAAAGAAAGAAAGAAAGAAAGAAAGAAAUUCAAAGAUCUUUUCUAAUUUAUUAUGAAUGAUGCGUGCGACUGUUUAAAACAGUAAAAAUACAUGGGAAAAAACUUGAUUUAGAAAAUAAGUGAAACUUGUUACUUUACGGAUACUUUUAGAGUGUAGAUACAAGAAAUGCUCAGCAUAUAUAAGUACACCCCGCACAAAUAUAUCUUUAAAUUCAUAUUUUUAAUAGGAAGCUAUACAAUUUUAUAUUUGUGCAUACACAACAAAUCUGGAGCUUAUCUAACGAAAUAACUUACGAUAACGGUCCAAAAACUAGUACACCCAUAUUUAUAAUGUUAUAGAAAAUAUUAAAUACAAAUUUAAAAACGAGAAUUAAUCAAGAGAA
Messenger RNA from Danio aesculapii, 3916 nucleotides. It is a transcript of the gene spon1a, whose product is annotated as spondin 1a. Gene Ontology annotation, biological process: cell adhesion. Bases 233 to 2659 code for a protein of 808 amino acids. Gene Ontology annotation, cellular component: extracellular matrix. Lineage: Eukaryota; Metazoa; Chordata; Actinopteri; Cypriniformes; Danionidae. The transcript has 16 exons. The record is from RefSeq and is a predicted model, not a curated record.